This is a messenger RNA of Solanum lycopersicum (tomato), 575 nucleotides long. RefSeq lists its product as uncharacterized. Gene Ontology annotation, molecular function: ATP binding; metal ion binding; D-alanine-D-alanine ligase activity. The record is from RefSeq and is a predicted model, not a curated record. Gene Ontology annotation, biological process: peptidoglycan biosynthetic process. Gene Ontology annotation, cellular component: chloroplast. NCBI's taxonomy places the organism in Eukaryota, Viridiplantae, Streptophyta, Magnoliopsida, Solanales, Solanaceae.
CUUUCCUUCUCCGCCGGUAACCUUGCAAGCUAUCCAAUUCACCAAUGUAAAGCCAUUGAGACCCAAAAGAACCCCUUUUAUCUCAGCUUCAUCUACUACAGUUUCAGCCCCAACAAGGGGAAAAGACCCCAAAAACCGUGUUGUUAUAACUGGCAUCAAUCUGACUCCACCUCCACCUUCUAUUAUGAGUAGUGCGGCCUUGGAAAGGUGUAAAAAGCGUAUUGAACUUAUUGCAAACACUCUACAAUUAGAAGGAUUUUCGCGUAUUGAUGCAUUUGUUCAUGCUGACACUGGCGAGGUACUGAUUAUCGAAGUGAAUACAGUUCCAGGAAUGACUCCUUCCACCGUCUUGAUUCAUCAGGCACUUUCAGAGCAACCUCCCUUGUAUCCGCAACAGUUCUUCCGCACGUUGCUUGAUCUGGCAUCAGAGAGAUCUACGUGAAUAUAAUUAUAUCAGAAGAUUUCAGGUUGUUCAUUUCUCUCUUAUUAUCUGUUGUCCAUCCAUCGUUUUCCUUCCUAUGUUGUAUGUUAAUUCAAGACUCUUUGUAAAAAUGUUGCCGAUUUUGUGAUUGCAC